Molecule: messenger RNA, 2106 nt
Organism: Schistosoma turkestanicum
Lineage: Eukaryota; Metazoa; Platyhelminthes; Trematoda; Strigeidida; Schistosomatidae
Source: the annotation of a GenBank genome assembly
UCAAUGUUCACUGUUAAAUAGUUGAGCGAAAAAAAAUAGCGACACUUUGUAAUCCAGUCAAAGAAUGUCUGUAAAUUUUUAUGAACCUCAUGUGUGGUAGUAGUAGUAGCAGUAGUGGUAGUAGUGGGAAUGAUCAAUUUGAACGAAUAUAUAUAUACCUAUCUAUAAACACAUAAAUACAUGUAUAUACAUAUACAUAUAAAUAAAUAUCUUCCACGAAAAAUCACAGUUGGAUAAUAUUUCCUUUCACAAAAUAUUUGUGACAUUUACAACUAUAAAUUUUUAUCAAUUCACACGAGACGAGUAAAGGAAAUUUUGUGCAAAUUAUUGAUUUUGCUAACAAGUUUUCUAUUUAAAUAAAGAAAACAGAGAACAAGUAACAUCACAAUGGUGUUAGAAUUUGGUCUUGGAUUUCUAGAUCGACUGGCUGGUUCUAGAAAUAAUGCAUUUUUACAUUUAGAAGAUCUGGCUGAUCGUUUAAAUCAUUUUUUCAGUUGUUUUAUUAUUCUAAUGUUAUCUGGUGUAACAAUGGCAAAUGUUUAUUUUCUACGACCAAUUGCAUGUACAUUGCCAACAUCACCAGAGAAUAAAUUUAAUGAAUUUGCUGAAUCUGUAUGUUGGGUACGUGGUACAAUAGCUAUACGUGAAAAUGAUCAAAUGCCAUUGACAGAUGAAGAUUGGGAGAAACUACGUGAAAAAGCUGAUAUGUCAUUCUAUCAAUGGGUACCAUUUUGUCUAUCCAUCCAAGCAAUGUUAUUCUUUUUUCCACAUGUCAUAUGGCAAUCAUUAGCAACACAUGUAAUGGGUGAAAAUUUAGAAGCAAUAUUAGAUAUGGCCUAUAAAGCGAACACCGCGGAUGAUUAUGUAAAACGUCAAAAAUUUGUUGAAUCUGCCGCUUAUCAAUUAUUUCGUCUAGGACGUCAACAUUAUGAUGGACGAUUAACUAAAUGGUCAUUAUUUCAACGUAAAAUAUCACAUUUCUCUGGUUGUGGUUUAUUAAUGUUUGGUAAACGUAUUGGGAAUUACAUAUCAUUGGGAUAUAUAUUUGUAAAAUUAUUAUAUUUAACUAAUCUUAUUGGUCAAUUAUAUAUUAUACGAACAUUGUUAGGAUAUCAUGGGAAUUUGUUGAAUUUCGGUGAUCGUCUAAUUGGUACGCUGACAUCAAAACAUGAAUGGACUGAAAGUGAAUUUUUUCCACGUCAAACUUAUUGUCCAGUACAUGUACGUCAUUUAGGCACAAAGAAUAAUGUAUUCACAGCUAUUUGUGCAUUACCUGUGAAUAUGUUCAAUGAGAAAAUCUAUAUAUUUUUAUGGUUAUGGAUUGCAUUUGUGACUAUUGUUACAGCAAUCAGUUUAUUUAUUUGGUUAAUACGUUUAUCUGUACAAAAUCGUCAAAGUACAUAUAUUAGUAAUUAUUUACUAAUUUCAGUACGUUCACAAUUAUUUGAUAAAUAUCAAAAUCAUCAAUUUAAUUGUGACGGGUGUAAUAUUAAAUUAGAUGAUAUACGUAUAGAUAAUUUUAUUAAAGAAUUUGUUAAAAAUGAUGGUUUCUUUUUAUUACAUAUGAUACGUAAUAAUGCCGGUGAUGUAAUCACUGGAGAAAUUUUAAAUCAUUGGUGGCAUAUGUUUGUUGAUUAUCAAAAAAUUUGUUUAGAACGAGAAAAUCAACGUGAACAAUUGAAAACUAUGCCGGAAAAACAUUAUGGUUUUAUUGAUACACCAUCAUCAGAUAAUGAAACAAUGUUAAAUCCAAAUUCUAGUAAAUCAGCUGGAAAUUUUGUUUAAAUCAAUCAAUAAUCACAGCAAUUUGAAUGGAGGCAAUUUUGAAUUAAAGUCAAAUUAUUGUUCUAAAGGAGAAGCUUUUUCUGAUUGAUACAUUUGAUUAGGGGGGUUAAUAUAAAUCUUAGUCAAGGUCAUUUCAUACUAAUGUAAUAAAACUUUUGUGUUAGACAAAUUAUGUAACAUUGAACAAAAAAGAAAAUGAACAUUUUUGUUUAAAAUGAAUCAUCUUUCGUUUUCAAAAUUUUUUUGUUGUUGUUGAGAAAUGCUGAUAGUGACUGGCCAUUUCAGUUUAAUAACUUAAAAGAUGUUUUUUUUGUUCGCUCA